Molecule: messenger RNA, 7190 nt
Organism: Urocitellus parryii (Arctic ground squirrel)
Lineage: Eukaryota; Metazoa; Chordata; Mammalia; Rodentia; Sciuridae
Gene: Alpk2
Product: alpha kinase 2
Biological process (GO): protein phosphorylation
Molecular function (GO): protein serine/threonine kinase activity; ATP binding
Source: RefSeq, a predicted model, not a curated record
AUCAAUGUCUCAGAUACAGCCUGGGGAGCCCACCAYGGAGCCAGCCCUCCAAUAACAUCUCUUGGACAAACAGUACUGAAAAAUUCCCGUGGCAUGAAAGGAUGACAGACGCAGGAGGGCCCCAGAGGCGCGCACUGUGUUUUUUGUCUACACUCCUAUCCCAGAAGGUUCCUGAGAAGACAGACCUUGUGCUCCGCUGCAUGAUAUCCGGUGAGCCCAAACCAGAAGUAACGUGGUAUAAGAAUGGCCAAGCCAUAGAUGAGUGUGACAUUAUUUCCAGUUAUGAGUUCUUCAAGCAUCAGUAUAUCCAUGUGCUACAUCUCUCUUGCUGUACCCAAAGUGAUGCUGCCGUUUAUCAAAUCUCAGCUAAAAGCUCUGCGGGGAUGAUCUGCUGCUCUGCUACCAUUGAGGUGGAGUGUCCAUCAGAGAACCCACGACCCCCUCCUGACCUGGGAGAUGACAGGGACACAGGGUGGAAAUGUGACAUACAAGAGACAAAUGAGGAGAAAAGCACAAACCAAACUGAUGAGAGCAAACACCCUUGUAAGGGAGAAGGAAACAUCUUUUCAGGGGCUCCCACACCAGCCGAUUCUUCCUCCUUCAAAUUCGACCACUUAGGCUCACACCAGUUAUUGGCCAAUAAUGAUAUUAGUGCAUCCAGCUCUGAAAAUGCUCCGGAGAUUAAAGGAACAAGGCAACCUGCAGAGGCUGAUGAUCCAAAGAGCACAGGAGAAAUUUUCCUCAAUUCAAAUAAUACUCCUCAAAAACAAGAUGUAUGUUGCCACAGAACAGAGUAUUCCUUGGUCUCCCAGCCAACGCAUGGAGGUCUAAACAGUGAUGGCCCUAAUGAUGAGAUCUUAACCUCUACUCAAAAAAACCCCAAAGCACAGAAAUACAUCAGCUUCAGUCUUCCACUCUCAGAGGCGACAGCAUGCAUUUACCCAGGGGACAGCGCCCCCGUCAACAAUCAACCCAGUCCCCAGGUWUCCAGCGAAGACUCCGACAGUGACUAUGAACUUUGCCCAGAGAUAACCCUAACCUGCACGGAGGAGUUUUCAGAUGAUGACCUGGAGUAUCUGGAAUGUUCCGAUGUUAUGACGGAUUACACUAAUGCAGUUUGGCAAAGGAGCCUGCAGGGGACUGAGCAUGUUUUUUUAUUAGAAAGCGAUGACGAAGAGACGGAAUUCAGUGAGUGUGGCCUGGGUGGGCGUGAGCAUUUCCUCAGUGAAAUGGGUUGUGGGCCUCGGGUGUCGGGUGACACAGGGCCUAUGGAUGCCACCACUGGCUUCUGUGGUUAUCACUCACAACUCCAAGAAGUGGAGAUCAAGAGCAGCGGAGCCUCUAGGCACAGUCCCUCAUCCCUGCGAACAGGGAGAACUCUUGCUUUGGGACCUCACCAGGAUAGGACAGCUUUAGUGAGUGAACAGGGGAGAUGUCCACUCCCCACCCUGCCUGAGGCUGCUGAAAAUGAUUAUCCAGGAAUUCAAGGAGAAACCAGAGAUAGCCACCAAGCAGGAGAGGAAUCUGCCAGUGACAAUCUGCUAACCAUGGAUGAAGCGGUGACAGAGACAGAGGUGAAGCCCUCAUCUGGGGCGUUGGAAAAGUCAGGGAUGAAACAGGGUUUGGAGAUUGUGGUCGAAGAAAGAGGAGAGGAGAGGGACUUAGGCAGCAGAAAGGGCAUCCGGACACCUGCYAGGGUGCAGCGACCGGGGGCGAAGGGUAAAGCCAAGAAGCUGACCCCCAAAGAAAGUGCAGCAGGAGGCACCCCCGCUUCCCCUCCCAAGGAACCCACCAGGCACCCACCAGUGUGGAGCCGUCACAGAGAGACUCCCCGGGCCAAAGCAGCAGCUCCUGGUGGGGAUUCCCACCUCCACACAGGAGAAUGUGCAGUUUCACCAGAGGCAGCGCAAGACGCGAGAGCCCUUCCACCUUUAGCAGACUCUCUCCCCAAGGAAGGGGCUACAAACUUGGAAGGAGAAGGGAUGCCGGAGAAUAACCUGUUUACAACAAGCCAGGUUCCAGACCUGAGUGAUCACCCUCAGGGGCAAAUUCAGGAAACAGCCAGGGAGAGAAGUUCUCUCCGCCAGAAGCCAGCUUUCCCAGAGUUGGCUGGGAAGGAGUCUCCAUUCACCGGGACCACAACGGAUUCCUUCUCCAACUUAUGGGGGAUCCACAAGAAAAAUGCAUCUUGGACCCCAUACCUAGAGGAAGGGGGUCAUGCCAAAGGCCGACAGCAGGAGGAAGAACCAGGCAGAGAAGGCCACCCACCUGGAGGUUCUGGGGCAGAUGGAGAACAUGAACAGAAUACCCAAGAAGCCAAUGCUGGAAAGAUGUCCCUGGCUGGGCCCUCAACACAUCUCCCCUGGGAUGCUGGUGCUGACUGCAAGGAGCCCGAGGUGCCGGAGCCUCUGUCUGCUGCUUCCCCUGGCUCUGCAGACACCAGCCUCCCCUUGGAGAACCUGUGCAAGGGCUCAAGGAGCAGAGAAGCAGCAUGGGUGACAGAGUGUUUUGGAGUCAGCGACCAAGGAAUGUGUUGUGAUACCAUGGAUUCUCCUGUUGGGGCACCAGCUGAUAAAUAUUUGCCUCAAGAAAUUUGCUGCAUGGACUAUGAGCUCACAGAAGGUCAAAGCAAAGGAUGUGAUUUAUGUCCUUCUGAUGACAAGACACUGGCAGUUCUUUUACAAACACGAGGUUCUGAGCCUUCACAGUCUACGUGUGCAAACAGCAAGGACAAAAACACAGCUGUGUCCCCUCUUUUCAUUAGUCCUCUCAUCUGGAACAUGUCACAGGAGGCCAAUGCAGGGGGACAUCAGACUGAAGUAGAGAAUUCCUCCUGCAUCUUGUCCUCCACAGCACAGGAUGGCCAGGAGAGCCCAAUCCCCCUCAGCUUGGGAGGGCGUGGGGAGACACAUCUUCCUUCCUCUGAGCAUAACCCUUUCCUGAACUUUAAGGAAGGAGGUGACCAGAGUCCCAGUGUCCAAGUCACCACCGGCUCACCAGCCAAUCAUGGUUCAAUCUUGAAGCUUUGGCAGGAGAAGCCAGCAGCACUGACUGCUCAAGUCGAGGGUCUUCAGGUGGCCAGGGAGACCAAGGACAAAUCAAUGAGUGCGGUUGCCACCAAAGUCCUCCCAGCCAAGUGCCAAGUUGCUUCAGUUUCUGAUAUCAGCCUUGCAGAUGGUGCCAAGGACAGCUCACCUGAGGCAGCGGACAAAAAUGUGGUUCUAUUACCUUCCAAUGUACAGUUGGGUCAUAUUUUUGGUGGUUCCACAACUGAAUCUACAAAAGAUUCACCUUACCUGGCCCUCAGUGUUCUGGAAGUUCCUGGUCAUGUUCCCCUGCCUCUUGAGGGAGAGGGUUUCUGUGACAUUUCCCCUCUUCAGAUCGAUAAUCAGUCUAGAGAUGUGAGUCAAUCCACAGACAGAGCYGACAUGAGGAGCCUUGAACAGGAUUUCCAAGAAAAAGGAAGUGAAACAAAGCAGAGAAUCCAACUGGACAGCUCAUUCUGCCAGGGUUCUCUUUCUGUAGACGAUUUCCAAGAAAGUUUGCCCCCGGCAUCGGCUGCUCAAGAGGAAGCCAGCAAGGUGCUCUUGGAGGCCUGUCCAGCAAAGUCCAGGGCAGAAAGAAGGUGCAGCUCAGGCCCAGAGACCAGCGUCUUCAUGAUGGCAGAAGGGGCUGCRGAAGAAGAUAGUCAGGCUCUGAGCAGUGUUCCAUCUGUCUCUGAAACACCCCAGGAGCACUCUGGACUAGGGAGUUGGGUAGCAGGAGCCAAGCUGAAGAUUAUAACCCUAGAGGCUUCUGUUUCUGAAAUUUGGCCACCUGAAUACAGGGAGGCAGAAACUAGUUCCAUAGCCCCAGACAAGGCCUGGGCUCUACCUGAUGCUGCUGUGUCUGAAGCAGAUCUGCUGGAAACAGCAUGGGUUCAUGGUCCUCAGGCUGAGGCAGGUCCAGCUCUGGCCAACAACAAGGAAACCUGUGAAGGUGAAGCACCAGUUAGCAGGGCACAUGGGAGCACUCCUCCUUCCCAGGGUUUGAGCCAAUCUAGACUCCUGGAGUCGUCUGUGGACCCUGUUGAUGAAAAGGAAUUACAUCUCGCAGAUUCACUAUCAGAGGCCUCAGAGUCUGGCAGGAAGGAAAACGUUAACCAGGAGGAAACCCAGCUCCAGGUGGACCCUCCUGUCUUCUUCAAACAGUUUCUGACCUCCCUUACCAUCCUAGAGUCCUCUGUAGAUCCUCUUGAGGAUGAGGCAGGYGUGGUAGGGCGCCCCAGGGCUGAGCAACCGGAACCUUCUGAAUCCACACUAGGGGCCAUCAGAGAGGGGAAUACAUCAGCUGAUGGAAACUUGGGCCAGGGAGUGGACAUCUGUCCUGCCAUUCUGCAAGUUCCAUGUCCCCAGGACAGUGGGGAAACCAUUCCAAGCAAAACCAGAAUCAACCAAGACCAAGUAGACAGAGAGAGAGAAGAGGCUGAACGAAGUCAGUAUAACCAGGCAGAGGUGCAAGACCAACCUGCCAGGUGGCCAGCGGAAGAAGAUGGGCAAAGAAUUCCAAGUGCAUGCAGGAUAAGCCAAGUGCAAGAGGGCAGGGGCAGAACUCCAGGGGAGGCCGAACAAGGUCAAAAGGACACAGCCAAAUUUAUUUCCCCCACUUCACCUCUUUCUGGUUGUCUUUCAAUAACACAUGCACCUGUUGGGGUUGAUGUUCACGACUCCACAGUUUAUGAUGGACCUGAAAAUGAUGUUUUUGAACCCAGAAACCAUCAAUACGUAUUUUCUGACUCAAAGGAAAGGGGAACUAUGGAGAACGAGUGUGGGAAAUGUGUGCCCUUCUCCAGUGAUCUUACGCUGUCACCUUGCGCUUCGUCUCCCAAAGGAACCAUCUCUCACUCUUCACUCAGCUCUCGGAUUGAGGAACUGAAAACAGAAGAGCCUCAAAUUGGGGAAACCAAACCCUCAGGCUCAUCUGGCUCCCCCCAGAUGACUUUGGCUUUCAUUUCUGGAGAAUGUGAGUCAGAGAACUCCUCUGAGUUCCUGCAGGACCUGUGGCAGAAGGGCUUCCACUUGGGCAGGGAGGACAAGCCGGGGGUGAAGAAGCCCAGCCGCGUGCCUGCCCAGGCUGGCAAAUUACCAGGGACCCAUCCAGCAGUGGUCACGAAGCAGCAGGAGACCUCGAGYAGUGGACAUUUAGCUGAGGGAGUAAAGAAGAAAAUUCUGUCCAGGGUGGCAGCCCUGAGACUGAGAUUGGAAGAGAAGGAAAAUGUCAGAAAGAACUUAAGUCUUCUUAAAAAGAUCCCUAAGCUCGAAAAAUCCUUAUCAUGCACAGACGAGAAAAAAGACCCCCCAAAGGUAGCUUGCAAAAGAGAAGGAAAAGCUCCAGUAGUAUUGAAAAAGAUCCAAGCCGAGAUGUUCCCUGACCACCCUGAAAAUGUGAACUUAAGCUGCCAGUUUGCAGAAGUUCACGAAGAUUCUACCAUCUGGUGGACAAAAGAUUCAGAGUCAAUAGCUCAAGUCCAGAGAAGCGCAGGAGACAACUCGGCUGUUUCCUUGACCAUCGUUCAAGCCAGUCAGAAGGACCAGGGUCUCUACUGCUGCUGCAUCCAGAACAGCUACGGGAAAGUGGCUUCCGAGUUCCACCUCACCGCCCAAGUUCUCAAACAGCUUUCCAGUCACGGGGAUAUUAAAGGGUGUGAAGAGAUUGAAUUUAGCCAGCUCAUCUUCAAAGAGGACUUCCUCAAUGACCACUACUUUGGGGACCGCCUGCGUGGUCAGAUUGCCACCGAGGAGCUGCACUUCGGGGAGGGGGUSCACCGCAAAGCCUUCCGCAGCACCGUGAUGCAGGGCCUCACGCCGGUCUUCCAGCCGGGUCACGCCUGUGUGCUCAAGGUACACAACGCAGUUGCCUAUGGGACCAGAAACAACGAUGAGCUCAUCCAAAGGAACUACAAACUUGCUGCCCAGGAAUGCUAUGUUCAAAAUACUGCCAGACACUAUGCCAAGAUCUAYGCUGCUGAAGCACAGCCCCUGGAAGGCUUUGGAGAAGUGCCGGAGAUCAUUCCCAUUUUUCUCAUCCAUCGGCCUGAGAACAACAUCCCUUAUGCAACAGUGGAAGAGGAGCUGAUUGGAGAAUUUGUGAAGUAUUCCAUCAGAGAUGGGAAGGAAAUAAACUUCUUGAGAAGAGAAACGGAGGCUGGUCAGAAGUGUUGUACCUUCCAGCACUGGGUGUACCAGAAAACCAGCGGCUGCCUCCUGGUCACGGACAUGCAGGGUGUAGGAAUGAAGUUAACUGACGUUGGCAUAGCAACACUGGCUAAAGGGUACAAAGGAUUUAAAGGCAACUGUUCCAUGACCUUCAUCGAUCAGUUUAAAGCACUACACCAGUGUAACAAGUACUGCAAAAUGCUGGGGCUGAAAUCCCUUCAAAACAACACCCAGAAACCCAAGAGGCCAAGCAUCGGGAAAAGCAAAGUUCAGGCAGCGGUGAAGAAGCCAGAGCCCAGGACCCCAGCAGAAAAGAAAACCUAGCACCCCUCAGUAGCGGGGACCUCCAGCCAGCAGCACACGGGCUUGGGAGUGAAAAUCACCCACACAGGAGACUCCUUGCAGAGUGUAUGGCCGUCCUUACUCCACCAGACUCUGCCCCAAGAUGCUUCUAUACCAGUCACCUGCCGUCUGCUAAAGCGAUUUUGGGACAGAUUUAGGGACAGAUUUAUGACCAGACUCGUGGAGAGACUACAUCAGUCGUCAGCGUCAAAGGAAGUCCACUCUCCGCACACACAGCGUUGGCACCAACUUGGUGUCACGUACCUCUUUGUCUAUUUGCACGUGGUUUUGUUGUCAAAGACUUGGUGCUGAGCAGGGUCCGUUCCUAGCCCCAGUGCUUCUCGUCCCUGCCCUAAUCAGGGUUUCCAGACAUAUCUAGCUGUCAUGGGAACAGGAAUCAUGAAUGUCAAGUUGCUGCACCAGUGUCCACGAUGCUGCUGCUGCUGCUGCUGUGGGUGGUGGCUUCUGGAACACAAGGCCACUUCCCACCCUUGUUCACACAGCCCCAGUGACAAUUUUCUGUUUUGACAAAUUCAUGUUUAAACAAAAAGCGUAAGCUGCAUAUGUCAUCUUAGACACUUGUUCUUUGGAAUUUGUGCCAUAUUUCACAUUCCCCCAGGACUUAGUCAUUUAGUCAUUUCCGAAUAGAUUUGC